Molecule: messenger RNA, 14784 nt
Organism: Sphaeramia orbicularis (orbiculate cardinalfish)
Lineage: Eukaryota; Metazoa; Chordata; Actinopteri; Kurtiformes; Apogonidae
Gene: ryr2b
Product: ryanodine receptor 2b (cardiac)
Exons: 104
Coding region: 1-14784 (4927 amino acids)
Biological process (GO): striated muscle contraction; release of sequestered calcium ion into cytosol by sarcoplasmic reticulum; intracellular calcium ion homeostasis
Cellular component (GO): calcium channel complex; smooth endoplasmic reticulum; Z disc
Molecular function (GO): calcium ion binding; ryanodine-sensitive calcium-release channel activity; protein binding
Source: RefSeq, a predicted model, not a curated record
AUGACAGAAGCUGGAGAAGCUGAAGAUGAAUUCCAGUUCCUCCGAAUGGAAGAUGAGGUGGUUUUGCAGAGUACGUUUACUUCCAAGGAUGAACAUGUGAAGCUGUGUCUUGCCGCUGAAGGCUUUGGUAGCAGACUUUGCUCACUUGAGCCCACCUCUAACUCUAAGAAUGUUCCACCAGACUUGUCAGUAUGUGGCUUUGUUCUGGCCCAGUGUCUCUCUGUCCGAGCACUGCAGGAAAUGCUGGCCCACAGAGAGAAACUGGCAACAAAAGCAGGAAGUGGAGCUUGUGGGAGCCAUCGCACUCUUCUUUAUGGUCAGGCAGUGUUGUUUCUACACUCAUACAGUGGCAUGUAUCUGAGCUGUUUGGCUUCAUCUCAGUCUUCGAGUGAUAAACUGGCCUUUGACGUCGGCCUAAGAGAGGAUGAAACAGAUGAGGCAUGUUGGUGGACGGUCCACCCAGCGUCGAGGCAAAGGUCAGAGGGAGAGAAGGUUCGUGUUGGAGAUGAUCUCAUAUUGGUCAAUGUCUCCUCUGAAAGAUAUUUGCACCUAUCCUUCGGCACAGUGUUUGACAACAAAGGCCUGAGUGACAGUUUGGUUGUUAAUGCAGCUUUCCAGCAGACUCUCUGGUGUGUUGCUCCCAUCUGCUCUGGAGGUGGAGUUGCUCAAGGAUACCUGAACGGAGGCGACACGUUAAGGCUACUUCACAGCCACAGCGAUGCGUGUCUUACAAUUCCCUCCACAGUGCAGGGAGAGGAUCUACAGAGGAUAAUGCAUUAUGAGAUUGGAUCAGUCUGCAGCCAUGCCCGCUCCCUCUGGAGGCUGGAGAUUCUACGAGUAGUAUGGAGCGGUAGCCACACACGUUGGGGGCAACCUUUCCGACUCUGUCAUGUGACGACUGGAAGGUACCUGGGCCUCACAGAAGAGAAAGGCCUACACCUGGUUAAUCGUGAUAAAGCUGAUAUCAACACAACCUCCUUCUGCUUCCAGUCAACAAAGGAGAAGCUUGACUCUCACACAAAGACUAAUAUAAAUGGGAUGGGGACUGCAGAGAUCAAGUAUGGAGACUCUAUUUGUUUUCUUCAGCAUGUGCACUCCGGGCUAUGGGUAACCUACCAAACCACUGAUGCCAAGUCCACCCGCAUGACAGGGGGUCAACGGAAGGCUAUUUUGCACAGUGAGGGCCAUAUGGACGAUGGGCUGACACUGUCUCGGUCCCAGAGGGAAGAAUCUCACACUGCCAGACUCAUCCGCAAUGCUGUUCUUCUUUUAUCUCGCUUUAUCAGGUACUUUGGAAAUCUACCCUCUGCCCUUCUGCCAAUGGAGACAGUGAUGUGUAGUCUGCAGGAUCUAAUUCUUUAUUUCCGGUCUCCCCCGGAGGAACUGGGUCAUGAAGCGAAACAGAACAGCCUGACAGCCUUAAAGAAUCGGCAAAAUAUGUUUAAAGAAGAGGGGGUGAUAGACUUGGUGGUUGAAUGUAUUGACCGUCUGCAUCAGCACAGUGAUGCGUCUCACAUUACCGAGGCUCCUCAGACUGAGACGGGAGAAGGCUGGCAAACAAUCCUCCGCUCUUUCUAUGAGCUACUCGCUGCACUGAUCAUUGGAAACCGUGACAACUGUGCACAUUUCUCAGCCUCUCUAGACUGGCUCAUUGGUAAACUAGACCGACUGGAAGCCUCCUCUGGAGUCCUGGAGGUUCUGCACUGUGUUCUUGUGGAAAGUCCUGAAGCACUUAAUGUCAUCAAAGAAGGGCACAUACAUUCUAUCAUUUCAUUUUUAGACAAGCAUGGAUGCAACCACAAGGUGCUGGAGGUUCUGAGUUCUCUGUGUGUGUGCCAUGGUGUGGUGGUGCGGUCCAAUCAAAACCUCAUCUGUGACAACCUUCUGCCAAAUAGAGACUGGCUGCUUCAAACACGUCUGGUUAAUCAGGUUAUCAGCAUGAGGCCCAACAUCUUCCUAUCUAUGGGUGAAGAAUCAGCACAGCAUCGAAAGUGGUACUACGAGCUAGCUGUGGAUCACGUUGACCCCUUUCUUACUUCUGAACCCACCCACCUGCGCAUCGGCUGGGCUUAUGCUGACAGCUACCAGCCCAGGCCCACCGGGGGGGAGGGCUGGGGUUGCAACGGGGUGGGAGAUGACCUCUGCUCCUAUGGCUUUGAUGGACUUCACCUCUGGUCAGGUUCUGUCGGACGCAGAGUGAGCUCCCCUUUUCCUCACUUGCUAAGAGAUGAUGAUGUUGUCAGCUGCUGCCUCGACGUCAGUGCUUCCUGUAUUUCCUUCCGGCUCAACGGUCUACCUGUGCAGGGCAUGUUGGAGAACUUUAAUACUGAUGGGCUCCUGUAUCCUGUGGUCAGCUUCUCUGCUGGAAUCAAGGUUCGUUUUCUGUUUGGGGGAAGGCAUGGAGAAUUUCGGUUCCUGCCUCCACCCGGAUUUGCACCAUGUUCUGAAGCUCUGCUCCCUCGAGUCAAGUUGAAGGUGGAGCCAUGUCAGAGAUGCAUCUUGGAUUGUGGAGAUGAGAAACAAGACCUCAUCGGACCCCUGGUACCACUCAUACCCGUUACCUUCACUCCUUCACCAGUCGACAUCAGCAAGGUAGUACUGCCCCUGCAGCUUGAGAAUAUUCGAGAAAAAAUGGCUGAAAAUAUCCAUGAACUCUGGGUAAUGGAGAAGAUAGAUGUUGGAUGGACGCAUGGACCUGUGAGAGAUGAAAUUAAAAAGCAUGAUCCCUGUCUGGUUGACUUCUGCAAGCUGCCAGAACACGAGAGGAACCAGAACCUUCAGAUCGCUGAGGACACUCUUAGGACUCUUCUUUCCCUUGGUUUCCACAUUGCUUUGACUGAUGAUCGUGCUGAGGAAAGAGUCAAAUACAUGAGGCUUUCCACUAAGUUUGAGCUGCCUAGUGGUUACAGGCCUGCUCCGCUUGACUUGAGCCAUGUUUUACUGAGCUCGGCAUUGGAGGAGGUGGUCAACUUGCUGGCAGAGAAUGAUCACAACGUUUGGGCCAGAGAGCGUAUCAAGCAGGGAUGGACCUAUGGAGCCCAGCAGGAUGUGAAAGCCAAGCGUAGCCCACACCUUGUGCCCUACAGCCUUCUCGAUGAAAGGAGUCGGAGAGCGGGCAGAGCGGGCGUCAGGGAUGCUGUGUGUACCUUGCUGACCUACGGCUACAGCCUAGAGCCCUUCAACCAGGAAUGGACCCCAUUAUCAAAGCCAUGUCUCUUUUCUGCUGAGCGAUGCCGGGUGUUCAGACCAGAUAAGUCGUACGCUGUGACCGUGGGCAAGUGGUACUUUGAAUGUGAAAUAGUGACAGCCGGCAAAAUGAGAGUGGGCUGGGCUCGGCCCUGCUGUACUCCAGACAGAGAGUUAGGCUCAGAUGACCAGGCGUAUGUCUUCGAUGGAUCUGAGGCUCAGUGGUAUCAUCAGGGUGGUGAACCUCUGGGGCGAUCAUGGCAGAAAGGCGAUGUGGUGGGUUGCUUGGUGGACAUGGAUGAAUGCACUAUGAUGGUCACGCUCAAUGGAGAGCUUCUGUUUAAUGACAGAGGUUCAGAACUGGCUGCCAAGGACUUUGAGAUCAAAGAUGGGUUGCUGCCUGUUAUCGCUCUUGGGGUGAACCAGAGGGGGAGAUUAAACCUUGGUCGUCAUGUUGACUCUCUGCAGUAUUUUUCCGUGUGUGGAUUACAGGAGGGCUACAAGCCUUUUGCUAUUAACAUGGCCAGAGACCCGACCCUGUGGAUGAGUUGGAGGCAGCCACAGUUUGCCUCCGUAAAGCCUGAUGAUCAUAACAUACUGGUGACUCGAGUCAGUAGUUCAGUGGAUUCUUUAUCCAGCCUGAGGGUCUCCCAGCAGUCUUUUGCACACCAGGGUGGAAGCAGUGAGAUGGGGUUUUACCGCCUCAGCAUGUUUGUUGAAUGUGCGUCUUUCCUCACAACCCCGAUGGGAGCAAUACUUCCAGUCGCCUCCAACACAUUCUCUCCAGGAAGGAAAGAACAGGAGGAGAUGGACUCUGACUUUGAAGUGCUGAUGAAGUCAGCCCAUGGCUUCAGUGGUCCAAGAGAUGACCUCGACCAUAAAGACCACAGCCAUGACAAAACAUCUAAACUGAAACAGCGAUUCAUGUUGAAGAGGACUAAACCAGGUUUGGUCAGCAGCAAUUCAUCUACCCGGCUUCUAGAGGAUGUAGUAGUUGACAAAGACAACCCUGAUCAUCUUGUCCAGAGCACUAAAUAUUACUUCUCAGUGCGGGUACUGCCAGGCCAGGAGCCGUUCAAUGUGUGGGUCGGCUGGGUGACGUCUGCUUUCCAUCAGCAUGACACAACGUUUGACAUGGACAAGGUGCACACUGUGACGGUGACUCUGGGAGAUGACAGUGGCAAAGUUCAGGAGAGUGUGAAACGGAGUAACUGUUACAUGGUGUGUGCUGGAGAGGCCACAGGUCUGUCUCAGAGCCGUAGAAGUGCAGGGCUGGAAAUUGGGUGUUUAAUAGACACAGGAACAGGACUGCUCACAUUUACCUCCAAUGGAGUAGAUAUGGCAACACUCUACCAGGUAGAGGCCAGUACAAAGCUGUUUCCUGCUGUAUUUGUCAAGCCCACUACAAGCAACAUGUUCCAGUUUGAACUGGGACGUAUUAGGAAUGUAAUGCCAUUAUGUGCAGGCUUACUUCGUAGCCAGAGGAGGAAUACCACACCUCAAUGCCCACCAAGGAUUCAGGUUCAACAACUAUGUCCAGUUUCAUGGACCCGUGUACCAGAGUGUGCAUUAAAGGUGUCGGUAGACCGGCCAGAUGACCGUCAUGGAUGGAGGGUUCAGUGCUCAGAGCCCUUACAAGUUAUGUCGCUUCACAUCCCAGAUGAAAACAGGUCUGUUGACAUUUUGGAGCUGUCAGAGCUGAAUGACCUCUUGACCUUUCAACACCACACCCUCCUCCUCUACUGCUCUCUGUGCGCCCUUGGCAACACCAGGGUUUGCCAUGUACUUUGCAGCCAUGUGGACCAGUCCCAGCUCUUUCAUGCUAUUCAGAAUCCCCACCUCCCUGGCCCACUCCGUUCUGCUUUUUACCAGCUGCUCAUUCAGGUUCAUCUCAGUAGUCACACCACAGCAUGUUUCAUGAUGAACCAUGAAUAUAUUGUACCUAUGACGGAGCAGACUAAAAAAAUCUCCCUCUACCUCGGUCCUGUCAAUGGUAAAAGUAUCCCUAGCACUGGUCUUAGCACAUCUCUUAAACCACAGAUGCAUUUCUCCACUCCUUGUUUUGUGAGAAGUGAUGAGACGGCAGGAGAAAAUGGAGUUGAAAUAGCCUGUACUGACAGCCCUGAAAUCCCUCUGGGUGAAUUGAUGAACCUGACUGUGGAGAUGCUGACUGCGGGAGUGUGGGCUUUGGGUCAGGGUGUGAGGGACCCUGUAGGGGGCAGCAUUGAGCUACUGCUGGUUCCACUAAUUAGACUGUUUUAUACCCUGCUCGUGAUGGGGAUAUUUGAGGAUGAGGACCUGAGGAUAGUUCUAAGGCUGUUAGAGCCUCAAGUCUUUUCUCACGACACUCAAACCCCUGAUGAGAAAGAGGAAGAGGAGGAUAGCCAUAAUGGGAACGACUGCAAAAUCUUAGAUGGGAAAAAAGACUGUGUUCCUAAUCCAGGACUACUCCAAAUGAAGCUCCCAGAAGCUGUCAAACUUGAGCUCUGUCAUCUGCUGUCUUACCUGUGCGAUUGCCAAGUUCGCCACAGGGUAGAAGCUGUUGUGGCCUUUUCUGACAGUUUUGUGGGACAGCUGCAAGAGAACCAAAGAUUUCGCUACAACCAGGUCAUGGAGGCGCUCAACAUGUCUGCUGCCCUCACAGCCCGAAAGACCAAGGAGUUCCGCUCACCUCCACAAGAGCAGGUCAACAUGCUGCUGAGCUUCAAAGAAUAUGUGCAACAGGAGAAUUGUCCCUGUCCAGUGGAGAUCAGACAGCUCUUGCAAGACUUUCAUCACCUGCUCAGCACUCACUGUGGCAUCGAGUUGGACAGUGAAGCAGAGGAUGAAGAGGAUGUUAAGAUAUCUAUAAAAAAUCGACUCGCCAGUUUGGUGGUUAAAUUCACUGAACUGAGGAAAACAGCCGUGCAAAUAGAGCAGUGUGAAGCCCAGAGCCCUAUGUCUCUUAUGAAGCUGAUCUCAGAGACAAUGGUUCACUGGGCUCAAGAGGCAAAGAUAGAGGAUGCAGAGCUGGUUAGAGCCAUUUUCUCGUUGCUGCACCGCCAGUAUCAGGGCCUGUGUGGCCAAAUGGGAGAACCUCUGUCCAGAGCGUAUACCAUCAGUCAAGCCUCGGUGGAGGACACCUCAGCUCUCCUCUCUUCUCUGUGUCAAAUUCGUUCCCUCCUCAGUGUCCGCAUGGGUAAAGAAGAGGAGAAACUGAUGAUCAGAAUACUAGGAGACAUCAUGAACAACAAAGUUUUUUACCAACAUCCUAAUCUCAUGAGGGCAUUGGGGAUGCAUGAGACAGUUAUGGAGGUGAUGGUCAAUGUUCUGGGUGAAGGACAGUCAAAGGAGAUUAUGUUUCCCAAGAUGGUGGCCAGCUGUUGUCGUUUCCUGUGCUAUUUUUGUCGUAUCAGUCGUCAUAAUCAGGGAGCCCUGUUUGACCACCUCAGCUAUCUGCUUGAAAACAGCAGCGUUGGAUUAGCUUCACCAUCCAUGCGUGGGGCUACUCCUCUGGACGUGGCAGCUGCUUCUGUGAUGGACAAUAAUGAACUGGCCUUAGCGUUACAGGAGUCUGACCUACAGAAGGUGGUUCAAUACCUCGCCAGCUGUGGCAUCCAGAGCUGCCCAAUACUUCUUAGUAAAGGCUAUCCUGAUAUCGGAUGGAACCCAGUGGAGGGUGAACGGUAUUUGGAUUUCCUGCGUUUUGCUGUCUUCUGCAACGGUGAGAGUGUAGAGGAGAAUGCAUAUGUGGUUUUAUGGCUGCUCAUUCGUCGGCCUGAAUGUUUUGGCCCUGCUUUGCGAGGUGAUGGGGGAAACGGUCUCCUGGCUGCCAUGGAGGAAGCCAUCAGGAUAUCAGAGGACGACUCCAUGGAUGGACCCCACACCGCAUACCACAAUGCUGUCCAGGACAGUGAUGAUGACCUCAUUCACAUGGGACACGCCAUCAUGACCUUCUACUCAGCCCUUAUCGACCUACUGGGCCGCUGUGCCCCAGAGAUGCACUUAAUUCAAGCCGGCAAAGGUGAAGCCAUCCGUAUCCGGGCCAUUCUGAGGUCACUCAUCCCUAUUCAGGACCUUGAGGGCGUCAUCAGCAUACCCUUUCAAAUCCCUUCAGUAUCUAAAGAUGGGGUUGUAGAUGAGCCUGAUCUAUCGACAUUGUUCUGUCCAGACCACAAGGCAGCUACAGUUCUUUUUCUGGAUCGGGUUUACGGCAUAGAGAACCAGAACUUCCUCCUCCAUUUAUUAGAAGUUGGAUUCCUGCCUGACCUUCAAACAGCCGUUUCUCUUGACACUGCUGAUCUGGGAUCAACUGACAUGGCUCUGGCCCUUAACAGAUACUUGUGUACAGCUGUGCUUCCCCUGCUCACCAAAUGUUCAGCCCUCUUCUGCGGUUUGGAGGACCAUGCCCUGCUGGUGGAUUCCCUAAUCCAAGCAAUCUACUGCCUUUCAAGGGCUUUCAGUUUGACUAAAGCACAGAGAGACACUAUUGAAGAUUGUUUGUUGGCUCUAUGCAGUAAACUCCAACCAUCUAUGAUGCAGCCUCUUCUUCGACGACUCAUCUUUGACAUUCCCCAUUUGGUAGACACCAGUGAGAUGGAGCUAAAGUUGCUGACCAGUCACUAUGAGCAGAGGUGGAAGUACUACUCAGUCAUUGGAGGGAAGGCAGAUUUGUGCUCUGAAGAGGAGCAACAUUUGUCCAGAAAGUUGUUUUGGAGCGUGUUCAAUGCCUUGAAGAAAAAGCCAUAUGAGCCACAGUUAUUUCGACUGUGUGUCCAGUGCCUCGCUGCCGUGGCUAAAGCUUUGCCUCCUGAUCACAUGAAUCCAAGCUCAGUGUCCCUGACAGAAAAGAAAGCCUCAAUGGACACAGACGAAGACUUUGACCCCCAGCCUGUCGAUACCUCCAAUGUGUCAGUGCCUGAGCGACUGGAGUUUGUUGUGAACAAAUUUGCUGAACAUACUCAUGAAAAGUGGUCACUGCAGAAGUUUGCCAAUGGCUGGGUUCAUGGAGAGCAGCUAUGCGAGAACUCAAAGGUUCACCCACUCCUCAAGCCAUACAGGGCUCUCGCUGAGAAGGACAAAGAAGUCUAUCGCUGGUCUAUUAAAGAAACAAUAAAGAGCAUGCUGGCUUUUGGGUGGUCGAUAGAAAGAACAAAAGAAGGAGAUGUAUUUGGAAUGCAUACAUGUACACGGAGAGUUUCCCAGUCUGGACAGUUAUCUUUUGAAGGUGCAUCAACCUUCAGCCCCAAACCUAUGGAUAUGAGUAGUAUCACCUUGUCAUGGGACCAGUGUGCGAUGGCUGAGCAGUUGGCUGAAAACUACCACAAUGCCUGGGCCAAGAGGAAGAAGACAGAACUGGAGAGUAAAGGAGGAGGUGGUCAUUCUAUGCUUGCACCCUACAAUACUCUGACAGCCAAGGAGAAGACCAAAUUCAGAGAAAGAGCCCAGGAUAUCCUCAAGUUCCUGCAGCUUAAUGGCUACACUGUGUGGAGGGAAAAGAAGACAGGGGAGAUGGACUUUCCAGCCAUAGCCAACUGCUUUGGCUUCACUCUGCUUCAGCAGCUGCUGUAUCACACAGAUGACGCCCAAGAGCACAUGUUGGAGCUGGAAGUGUUGCAAGCCCGAGGACAUAUCGCUAAAGGAGAGAGAGCUGCACAUCAGCAACCAAUUCAUUUUUUUCCCAAGGUUGUCCUUCCUCUUCUGGAACAGUACAUAAAAAGCCACUGUCAGUAUUUUCUGUCCACCUCUCUCUCUUCAAAUACUCAUAAAAGCUACGCCUCAAUAAAGGAAAAGGAGAUAAUUGCAAGCCUGUUUUGUAAGCUGGCAGCUCUAGUACGACAUGGGGUCUCACUUUUCGGAAAUGAAGCUUCUUCAUUUACAAGCUGCCUUCAGGUUUUGGCCCAGGCUUUGGAUGCCAGGACGCUGAUGAAUUCAGCCAAAGAGUGUAUCCAGGCGUCUCUCCACUCGUUCUUCGAGGCAGCUGCAGCCGAUCUGGAGAUGACAGUGGAAAACCCUCCAGUGACCUUGGCUCCUUUUCCUCAGAGUAGGAGUCAGCAGGCGAGAGGAGUAGCUAAAGUUGUCAGCUUCACAACCUCUGUCCUCCUCCCAACUCUCACUUCCCUCUUCCAGCAUCUUAGCAACCAAAACUAUGGCGCAGACCUCUUGGUGGGGAAUAUCCAGGUCUCCUGUUACAGGAUUCUCAACAGUCUCUACUCUCUUGGCACCAGCAGCAGCAUCUACAUGGAAGGGCAAAGACCAGCAGCAGGUGCAUGCCUGGCAGCACUUACCGGAGCUUUUCCUGUAUGCUUCCUGGAGCCUGCACUAGAUGAAAACAACCCUUAUUCUAUCUUCAACACCAUGGAUGCAAUUGAAAGAAAAGACCUGGGGCUGCCAGAUCAGGUGGAGGAUACUUGUCCCCUUCUGCCCUCUCUGGAACAGGCUCUUGGAGAAGUGGAGGAAUUGGCAAGUGUUGGGGCUGGAGCUCGCCAAGCUCCCUACAUCCAUGUCACAGAGGUCACGCUGCCCAUGUUGUGCAGCUACAUGUCCCAUUGGUGGGGCUGGGGCCCUGAGGGCCAGCCAGACAGCCCAAUCUGCAGCUCUGUCACUCCUCAGCAUGUCAGUGACCUGCUUGGCCACAUCCUCUGCAUCAUCAACAACCAUGUGGGAGACAGCCAGGGUGGCUGGAUGAAACAACUAGCAGUUUUUUCUCAGCCAAUCAUAUGCAACGCCCACACUGAACUUUUAAAGAGUAAUUUUCUACCAUUGAUGGAGAAGUUGAGGAAAAGAGCUGAAUGUGUGUUGCUGGAGGAGGAGCAGAUGAAGGCAGAAGGGUGUGUUGUUGCUGAAGCAGAGUUGCAGAUCCAGGAGAAAUUUAGUGUGCUUGUGCGAGACCUCUACGCCUUCUAUCCCCUCCUCAUCCCAUUUGUGGACUUAAAUCGAGCCAGCUGGCUGAGAGAAUUACACCCGGAUGCUGAGCAGCUGUUCAACAUGGUGGCAGAGGUCUUUAUAUUCUGGGCCAAAUCUCAUAAUUUCAAAUGGGAGGAACAGAACUAUGUCGUCCAAAAUGAAAUCAACAACUUGUCUUUUUUGGUGAACAGCAGGAAGAUGUCCAAGUUUGACAAUGAGAAGAGCGGCAUGAAGCGGAAAGGGGAUCGUUAUUCCACGCACACCUCUCUGAUUGUAGCUUCCGUGAAGAGACUGAUCCCAGUGGGACUCGGGGUUUGUUUUCCAAGCGACCAGAGCCUUAUCGCUUUGGCUAAGAGUGGUUUCAUUCAGAAGAACACUGAAGAUGAGAUUCGGGAGACUGUUUUGCAGUGCCUUUUACAUCUUCAGAGCCAGGACAUCCUUUAUGCAGAAAACCCAGCCUGGCAAGAACUCACCUUCGAUGUUCAGACAACUGUAAACAGAAUUCUGAGAGUAGCUCGAGUCCUUUAUCAUCUAGACCAGGUGGAGCACCCACAGCGAAACAGAAAAGCAGCCUGGAAAAAGGUCUUAUCCAAACAGAGGAAGCGUGCGGUGGUGGCCUGCCUAAGGAUGGCUCCACUUUACAACCUACCAAGGCACAGAGCUGUUAACCUAUUCCUCCAAGGCUACAACAAAUCCUGGAUAUCAACGGAGGACUACAACUGUGAAGAGAAGCUUGUGGAAGAUUUAACUGAGGGUGGAAUGAUGAAGCAGUGCGGAGGCGACACAGAGGAAGAAAAGGAUGUGGAAAUAGGUGUCAAACCAAUCGAUCCCCUCCUACAACUAAUCACACUUUUCAGUCAAAGCGCCCAAACAGAAAGGAAGCUUGGCGAUGACAACCUCUACACGUCUUAUGUUGCAAUUAUGGCUAAGAGCUGCCACAGAGAGCAAGAUGAUAAUGAAGAGCAGCCAGUGGAAAGCUUUGAAGAAAAGGAGAUGGAAAAGCAGAAAUUACUGUACCAGCAGGCAAGGCUGCAUCAUCGUGGGGUGUCUGAAAUGGUCUUGCAGGCAGUCAGUGCCAGUAAAGGAUCCAUGGGCUCCAUGAUUGGCCCUACACUGAAGCUGGGUAUUGCAAUUCUCAAUGGAGGGAAUGAAACUGUUCAGAAGAAAAUGCUGGAUUAUCUGAAAGAAAAGCGAGAUGUUGGCUUCUUUCAGAGCAUGGCUGGACUCAUGCGGUCGUGCAGCGUUCUGGAUCUGAAUGCGUUUGAGAGGCAGAACAAGGCAGAAGGAUUAGGCAUGACCAUGGACGAGCGCUCAGGAGAGAUGGUGAUACCCGACAAAGACCUGACCUGUGACCUUUUCCGCUUCCUACAGCUCCUCUGUGAAGGACACAACUCAGAAUUUCAGAACUAUUUGAGAACACAGACAGGGAACAACAUGACUGUCAACAUCAUUAUAUCCACUGUGGACUAUUUACUGAGAGUACAGGAGUCAAUUAGUGACUUUUACUGGUACUACUCUGGGAAGGAUGUGAUUGAUGAAAAUGGCCAGCAUAACUUCUCCAAAGCCAUAGAAGUGGCCAAGCAGGUCUUCAACACACUCACUGAGUACAUACAGGGCCCGUGUACUGGGAACCAGGAGAGUCUAGCACACAGUCGCCUGUGGGAUGCUGUUGUGGGAUUUCUCCAUGUCUUUGCCCACAUGCAGAUGAAGCUCUCGCAGGAUUCCAGGCAAAUUGAGCUUUUGAAAGAACUUAUGGAUUUGCAAAAGGACAUGGUUGUAUUCCUGCUUUCUAUGCUAGAAGGCAAUGUUGUUAAUGGAACUAUUGGGAAGCAGAUGGUAGAUAUGCUGGUGGAGUCAUCAGCCAACGUGGAGAUGAUCCUCAAGUUCUUUGACAUGUUUCUCAAACUUAAAGACCUCACCUCCUCAGUCGGCUUCAGGGAGUUUGACCCUGACUGUAAAGGCUGCAUCCACAGGAAGGAAUUCCAGAGAGCCAUGGAAAACUGUAAACGUUUUUCCCAAACAGAAAUUCAAUUCCUCCUUUCCUGCAUGGAGACAAAUGAAAGUGAAAUUAUGGAUUAUGAUGUAUUUGUGGAUCGCUUCCAUGAGCCAGCCAAAGACAUUGGCUUCAGCAUCGCUGUCCUGCUCACCAAUUUGUCAGAACAUAUGCCUAAUGACUCAAGACUGGGGACAUUCUUGGAACUAGCAGAGUGUGUCUUGAGGUACUUCCAGCCCUAUUUGGGGAGAAUUGAGAUCCUGGGCAGUGGGAAGCGCAUUGAGCGUGUCUACUUUGAGAUAAGUGAAUCUAGCCGCACACAGUGGGAAAAGCCACAGGUCAAAGAAUCCAAGAGGCAGUUCAUUUUUGAUGUGGUCAAUGAAGGUGGAGAUAAGGAGAAAAUGGAGAUGUUUGUCAAUUUCUGCGAGGACACCAUCUUUGAAAUGCAACUUGCAGCAAAGAUAUCUGGCUCUGACUCUGGAGAAAGGAAUGCAGAAAAAAUUGAAAAUGAAAAAAGUGAAGAGGAGAUCCAGCAAAACCAUGGAAUCAUGUCCAUUUAUUAUUGGCUGUUUCUGCUGCUCUCUUUGUUUUCUGUCAAAAACUUGAAGACACUGAUGAAGAUGACUCCUAGAGACAUCCUAGUAUCAGUCCUUUUCCUUCUCAGAUAUAUUUGCAUGACUGUGGUCCAGUGCAUUUGUGUUGUAGUUCGUAGUUUGAUAUAUGUGCUGUACAUUGCCUUUGUUAACGGUGGUCUCAUAGAGGGAGCCAAAAGGAUGAGGGUAUCAGAUUUGCUUGGUGGUAUCUUUGAGCCAACACUUGACGAGGUCAUGGAGGUGAAUAGUGUGCAGUGGCAGAAGAAAUUUUCAGCCAGUUUUUCUUCCCAGAGAGAAUUGAGGGAGAUUGGGCAGGUGGCAACCAUGACCUCCCCCAGGGAGAUGGACGCACUUUCAGACAUAUUUGGCCUUAAAGUGAAGAAGGAAGGAGGUCAAUACAAACUUAUAACACAAGAUCUCACUGCCAGUCUGACGGACCUGUUCCGCACAACCACCAGGACAGUUUCCCCCAGUGAUUUUCCUGAGAAGCAUCAGGGCUUGGUUAAUAUCACCACUGAGGAACAAAUGGAAGAUGGAAAAACGCAGGGAUAUGAAAAAACAGAAGGGAAGGACUUCUCAAAGGAAAUUGGAAAGGAGAAGGCUGAGGCAAAAUUGAGAGCCAAGAGUAGCUCCAAUAUGUCAGAGGAACAAGAGCACCAACACUCUGCCUUCUGGGAAAUGACUCUUAACAAGAGCCUGCUGAAUUACUUUGCAAGGAAUUUUUACAAUAUGCGGCUUCUGGCUCUGUUUGUCGCCUUUGCAAUCAACUUCAUCCUACUCUUCUAUAAGGUUGCAUCCCUGCCUGCAUCAAAUGAGGACAAACAAGUGGUCGCAGCUGUUUACAGUGACGAACCAGAGUCUGCUGUUGAAAACGACAAUGAGGGCACAGUUUAUUUUGUCCUCGAAGAAAGCAGUGGAUACAUGGAGCCAUCUCUCCAUUUCCUGGCUGUGGCACACACACUUAUCUCCUUCUGUUGUAUUAUCGGUUACUACUGCCUUAAGGUACCACUGGCGGUCUUCAAACGUGAGAAGGAAGUGGCUCGUAGGUUGGAGUUUGAUGGGUUGUAUGUGACGGUACAGCCCCCUGAGGAGGACAUUAAAGGCCAAUGGGACCGACUCGUCAUUAACACACCAUCAUUUCCAAGUAACUAUUGGGAUAAAUUUGUGAAGAGGAAGGUGAUGGAUAAGUAUGGAGAAUUUUAUGGCUGUGAGAAGAUCAGUGAACUUCUAGGUCUGGACCAGGCUGCUUUAGACUUCAGCUGUCAGAGACAAGAGAGAAAGAAGCUCAAGAGAGACACUGCCUGGAGGACUCUAUUGAACUCCAUUGACAUCAAGUACCAAAUCUGGAAACUAGGAGUUAUAUUUGCGGAUGGUUCCUUCUUGUACUUGGCUUGGUACAUGGCCAUGUCAGUUCUGGGUCAUUACAACAACUUCUUCUUUGCGGCUCACCUUUUGGACAUCGCCAUGGGCUUCAAGACACUUCGUACCAUCCUUUCCUCUGUCACUCACAAUGGAAAGCAGCUGGUCCUGACUGUGGGUCUCCUCGCCGUUGUUGUGUAUCUUUACACUGUUGUGGCCUUCAAUUUCUUUCGGAAGUUUUACAACAAGAGUGAUGACAGCAACACCCAGGACAUGAAGUGCAACGAUAUGCUCACUUGCUACAUGUUCCACAUGUACGUGGGAGUGCGUGCAGGUGGGGGGAUUGGGGAUGAGAUCGAAGACCCUGCUGGGGAUGAGUUUGAGGUCGAACGCAUCCUCUUUGACAUAACUUUUUUCUUCUUCGUCAUUGUCAUUCUUCUUGCCAUCAUCCAGGGUUUGAUAAUUGAUGCCUUUGGGGAGCUUCGUGACCAGCAGGAGCAGGUGAAAGAGGACAUGGAGACCAAGUGUUUUAUUUGUGGAAUAGGAAGUGAGUACUUUGAUACAAUUCCUCAUGGCUUUGAGACUCACACUCUACAGGAACACAACUUGGCCAACUAUCUAUUUUUUCUGAUGUAUCUCAUUAACAAGGAUGAAACUGAACACACGGGGCAGGAAUCCUAUGUUUGGAAAAUGUACCAGGAGCGUUGUUGGGAAUUCUUUCCUGUGGGAGACUGUUUCCGUAAGCAAUAUGAGGAUCAACUGGGAUGA